AGCCGCAUCACAUCUCGCCAUGAAGGUCCUGGUUCUGUUUUUGGCAUCAGUGGCAGCAGUUACAGCUCGCCCGCAGGGUUAUAGCCUGCCAACGCCCUCUGGCUCGUCCUUUGGCUCGUCCGCUGGACAGUCCUUUGGCUCGUCCUUUGGCUCGUCUGGUGGACAGUCCUUUGGCUCGUCCUUUGGCUCGUCCGCUGGACAGUCCUUUGGCUCGUCCUUUGGCUCGUCUGGUGGACAGUCCUUUGGCUCGUCCUUUGGCUCCUCCGUCGGACCAUCUGCUGGUCCGUCCUCAGGUGGAUGCAGCCCCGGGCAAGUGCGACAUGUGGACGGAAGAUGCGUGACUCCGCGAGAAAACAGAAGAGUGUUCUUGUAUGAAGUUCCUUCGAACGUGGUGUUCAACAGCGCUCCAGUCAACAUCCCUGAGCCAACAGUGGAGACCAACAUCGUGCUCAUCCGAACACCCGAAGGAUUGCAAGGACCUGAUCCCGUGGUCGUGCCUCCUCCGAGACAGCAGCACGUGGUGUACGUGCUCAACAAGCAGUCUGAACACGACCAGAGGGUGAUCGAGGUCACAGCGCCACCACCAUCCGACCCUGAAGUUUACUUCGUCAACUAUGCUGAAGGCGAGAACCCAACUCUUCCUAGCGGAGUGGAUCUACAGAGCGCUUUGGGCGCUGCCACUCAAGGCGGCGGUCAGGUGAUCGGUGACAGCGGUAUCGGUAUCGGCGGAGGCGUAGGCGGUGGUAUUAGUGGCGGUAUCGGAGGUGGCAGUGGCGGAAGCAUCAGUGUGGGAGGAGGCGGAGGAUUCGGAGGAAGCGGUGAUUUCAGCAGCUUCGGAGGAAGCAGUGGAUUUGGAAGCAGUGGCAGUUUUGGAUCCGGAAGUGGAUUCGGUGGUUCGGGAAGCGGCAGCCUCAGUGGAAGCUACACUCCACCAACCCAGCCCUCAAACCUGUACACUUCACCAUAGAAGCCAUGAAGUGAACAGCCAAUCGUGCUGCCUAAUUAUGGAUAUAACGAAUACUGUUAGGCCUAACUUAUGAAUGUAAACAUUUUGCCAAAUAAACUAUAACCACAGACUUA
This is a messenger RNA of Penaeus monodon (black tiger shrimp), 1080 nucleotides long. RefSeq names its product keratin, type II cytoskeletal 3-like. NCBI's taxonomy places the organism in Eukaryota, Metazoa, Arthropoda, Malacostraca, Decapoda, Penaeidae. The record is from RefSeq and is a predicted model, not a curated record. The transcript has 3 exons. Bases 20 to 967 code for a protein of 315 amino acids.